Messenger RNA from Marasmius oreades (fairy-ring Marasmius), 450 nucleotides. RefSeq lists its product as uncharacterized. Bases 1 to 450 code for a protein of 149 amino acids. The transcript has a single exon. The record is from RefSeq and is a predicted model, not a curated record. NCBI's taxonomy places the organism in Eukaryota, Fungi, Basidiomycota, Agaricomycetes, Agaricales, Marasmiaceae.
AUGCACCCAGACAACCGUGACUCCUUCGAAUUUCCAGUUGGCGGGUUCCUGCAGAUCCAGGGCGUCGUCACGGAAGAGGAGCUCCGCACCCCGAACAUGAUUGACGGGGACGGCGUAGACUGUUUUCUGGUCCUCAAGAGCGGCAAGUCGACCGGACUCACCCCCGGUCGCGGAACUAGCAUCGAGUCCUUUGUUCGGGAGUACACCGACUCUGGCAAUCGCUCGACGUUCAUGGCGGUAGCCAUCUACCCGUAUAGCCACAAAGACGGCGCUUUCUCCGAACCAGGGGAUUCUAGGUCUAUUGUCGUUGACGACCAUGGACGUAUCGUCGGUCUGCUUACUGGCGGUGCCACUGGUCUGAAUGGUUCCACUGAUGUGACCUAUUUGACGCCGUAUUACUGGAUUGAGGAGCGUAUUAAGGAGGCUUUCCCAGACUCCUGUCUGUACUAG